AUAAAAACGUAGAUGGUAAGAGGCAAUGGUCGUGGUAGCGAAUUGAUUUGUUAAGGCGUUUACGCAUUCACGAAUUCUCGCGUUCACGUAUUCAUGCUUCCUCGUAUUCACGCAUUCACGUGUCCAUACGUUACCGUGUUUACAAAUCUACGCAUUUUUGACAGUUUCGUAUUUACGCAUUCACCAUAGGACACGCCGAAUGAGAGUUUACCUUGUCCCGAGUGCGUAGAUACGUCUACACAGAUACAUAGGAUACAUAGAUAUGUAGGUUGGAGUUGGAGUACGCGUUCAUGGUUGCGGUUGCGAGUUCGAGGGAAGCGAAAACGGACGCUGGUAGAAUUGGAAUGUCGGCGCGUGAAAGUUUGCAAGGGAUCGGGCUGCAGUGAGAACACGGAAGAAAAUCAAUCGUCGCCAAUCUCUUCGCGAUAAACAGUCAUCUGUUCGAAUCAUGUUGAAUGUCAAAGCAGCGCGACAGCGAUCUCGGAUAUCUAAUACGGAAAGUAUUAUUGCGUUCGGCAAAGCAGCAUGGAAGUAACCUGUUUGUCGGUGUUAUUGCAAAACAUUUUGGACGUUACGGUGACAUUUCCGAAAAGGUGCUGGCACCGGACGGACCGUUCGAUCGUGGAUCCGUAAUCGACCCGCAACGAUGUGAAACAUAAAAAAUUGAUCGCACGACAAACCUAAAGCAAGGGGCAGACGUGCUGCUGCGAAACUGUCAUCAUGCAUCAGUUACUGCAUCUUCGCAGUCGUCCUCUGCAAACGCUUAUUCUUGGUCUAAUCGGCUUAACCUUUUACGCAUAUUAUCGCACCACUUACUACGACGUGCCACAAUACGCUGUACCUCGAAAUACCAGUCGUGUUGCCCCGUAUCAAGAGGCAUUCAAGCAACAUGUCAACUCGAGUCCCGAGCAGCAUGUCGCCGUAAUCUCGAGAAAUACGUCCUCCGAACAGUACGUUAUUGCUCCUUUCAAUCUACAGGCAAUUGCCAAUCUACAGGCAGUUGCCAAUCUAUCAAGCUCCGUGGCUACAACUUCGUCUACGUCGUCGACGUCUUUGAUUCAAUCAUCGGCGAGCGUUUCCAACGAAACCAAAGAACCAUCUGCUUUACGCAACGAGUAUUUGGCAAGAGCCAUUUACGAAGCUGGCCAUACUGUACCUAUACCGGAGAGAUGUCCAAAUUUUGGCAAGGAAAUGGACUUGGUAAUAAUAAUAAUGUCUGCACCACCCCAUCUAGAGGCACGAACAGCCAUACGACAAACAUGGGGUCAUUUUGGUCAGAGAAGUGACAUUAGCGUUUUGUUCAUGUUGGGUGCAACGCUAGACUCCAAAAUGGAAGCAAUUUUAAAAAAGGAACAGAAAACUUACAACGACGUGAUACGUGGAAAGUUUUUAGAUUCUUAUUCCAAUUUAACCCUUAAAACAAUUUCUACCCUAGAAUGGGUAGAUAGCUAUUGUUCCAAGGUUAAAUUUCUACUAAAGACCGACGACGAUAUGUUCAUCAAUGUACCGCGUCUACAGUCGUUCGCUAUGAAACAUGCGAAAGAUAGAAGCGUGAUAUUUGGUAGAUUGGCGAAAAAGUGGAAACCAAUCAGGAGUAAGAAAAGCAAGUAUCAUGUAUCUAGAACGCAAUUCAAGAAUGCCGUUUUCCCAGAUUUUACUACUGGGCCGGCUUAUUUGUUGUCAACCGAUAUAGUGCGUAAGUUGUACGAAGCCGCGUUGAAUCAAACGUAUCUGAAACUCGAAGACGUAUUCGUGACUGGAAUUGUCGCGGACAAGCUUGGAAUUAAAAGGACGCAUGCCAACGAAUUCUUAAACAAAAAGAUAUCGUACAGUGCGUGCAACGUUCAACGAGGAAUCAGUAUACAUAUGGUCAAAUAUAGCGAACAGUUUGAUCUUUGGAAAAAGUUACUCGACGGCAAAAGCAAAUGUAAGUGAUGGUCAGUGGUUACAUGAACCCCUGUUUCCUCGGUGUACUCAAUACCAGACGGUUGCGCGUCGCGUUGACGCUUACUCCUACUCGUUUGUCGAUCUGUAUUCUAUGAUGGUCUGGUACAAACGUGUUCCUUAGUUUUAACGAUAAGUUGACAAACAACAUUUGUAUAUUCGAACUAUAUGGAUAAGGAAUAAUCGCUCUCGCUGCUCGAUGCUCCUUGCUAAUCGCAUAUCUGUCUGUUAACUUCAAUCGAAACUUGUCAACUUUUUCCUUUCACUCAUUAUUCUCAAUAUUGCGAUCAUUACGAUCAACAUGUAAGCAUUAACGGUAAAAGACCCAUCAUUUAGAACACAUCUAAGCUUGUACUAUUCAUUGAGACAUGCAAUACUCGCUCGUCAUUGACGAAGGAUAUAUAACUUUGAAUGCUACUUGUUAUUGCAAUGGCAAAGUCGAUUCUCCUACUCUCUCAGUGCCAUACAUUGUACAUUGUACACUUAAACAGAGAAACGCUGCGAUCAACUCAUUGUUGCUUUCGUAGUUUGCGAAAUCUUUUUGAACGAUUGCAUAAUGUCACAUUACUCGUGUCUGAAAUACACGAUUAAUAUUUCGUAAAGACAACGAAAUCCGUGAGAGUCGAGAGGUAGGCGAUUCAAGGUAUGUGUUUUUGAUUUGUACUCGAAUGCGCAACAUCGCCUGCAAUGCAGACUUUGCAGUUUAAAUAACCAUAUCGUAUGCUUUAAAUACUUGUCAUUCUUUCAUCUAUCACGGGACAAGAUGUUUUGAUCGCAAUAUGCAUGCAAAUGGUAUAGGCGAUUAUUAUUAUGGCUCGAAAGAACAAAAUAUUGAAAUAUCCUCAUAUGUGAUUCUUGCGGCAUUCGUACGAAUCAAAUACUUGCCUUUUAAUAUUGUAUGGUAUAUUGUACAUGCAAUACUAAUACAUUCGAAUAUACUGGUUCCCUCGUUUGUUCAGCGGCUGCGAUUUCAAGUAGAACAUGAUUGAUUCAUUAAUGGCUUACGAAAAAAACUGAACUGUCGAGUAAACCGGUCUGAUCGGUUCAUUACAUACCACUCUCGAUCAUAGUGAUUAUGUUAAUUACGUUUGCCACUUUUUUAAUGUUUGCUCUCUAACAUUUUUUUUUAUUCGGACAAAUUAUUUUUUUACUAUUUGCUCCCCGUUCCUUGCCCCUUGCUCCUUCCUCCUUCCUCCUCGCUCUUCGUUCCUUAUUUCCAAGUUUCUCUUAGAAUCGGAAAUAUCAACGACCGAUUUAUUAUUUCGUUGAUUAACACAUGAACGCUCUCUAUCGUCUCUUUAGUCAUUGAAAUGCAAUUUCUUAAAUGAUCUUCUGACUCACCACAUUUCUAACGUAUGAGAGUUUCUGCUUGGAUUAGAAGAAAAUUGUAAAGAUUGUAUCGAAUACAGAAAGAUCAGCGAUUUGCGAUUGCGAAAUUCUACCUUGUGCGAUUUAGAUCACAUCCGCUGCAAAGCGGACUCGGAAAGGAGUCCGGUGCAUGUAACUUCUACGUGUAGCGACUACGUGGUAUAGCGAAAAAUAAUAUAGAAAUUAUGAUGCCUUCCAAAUCGACAGAUAUAUCAACAAUCGUGCACAUGUGACCACUAUUUGUAUAUCAUAUGUCAUACAUUCCAUACACUGUUGCUAGAUUAGCUACUAUUCUCGAACGAUUUACAUUUACAUUUUAUUUUUAUACGGUUUUAUUACUUGUGUGUAUCUCUGGUUCGUUCGUAUGAACGUGUCAACAUCAGUAUUGACACAGUUGAUAUACAAUCAACAUCAAGUGUUCGAUUGUACGCUCGAUCGUCUCCUCAUAGAUCGAUUCUUUAAUAAAACAGUUGUUCCUGUUUUACGUUGAGUAAAAGUGCAACAUCAGAAAUAAAUUUCGAUUCUAUAUUCCUGCAUUAUCGAAAAUAUCCAAACAUUUUGGCUACGUGAACAUUUCUUUUUAAUAUAAUUGAAAUACAACUUUGAAAUUUUUCGAUUUUGAGUAAAAAUCUUUAUACAAUCCUUCAGUCCGCAUCUUAACGAUUUGAAAUUGCGCGCAGACGCAGUCCUGCAGCAGCGUUCCUUUGUAGAGUGGUAUAGACACAGACUAUAGAGUCUAUAGUAUAGGCUAUAGUCACAAAAAUCGGUUAGAGACAGAGGGUCUCUAAAAUCGGUGAAUUCGUUGCACACUCUACGUUGAACAAUUAACAAUUGGAAAACUACAUCGGACAAAACGAUUGAAGUUGGUUAAUUGAUAAAUCUGAGAAAUAAAUAACUAACGAUAUUACAGCAGCUA
Messenger RNA from Megalopta genalis, 4228 nucleotides. Its product is annotated as beta-1,3-galactosyltransferase 5. The record is from RefSeq and is a predicted model, not a curated record. Gene Ontology annotation, biological process: protein O-linked glycosylation. NCBI's taxonomy places the organism in Eukaryota, Metazoa, Arthropoda, Insecta, Hymenoptera, Halictidae. Gene Ontology annotation, cellular component: Golgi membrane. Gene Ontology annotation, molecular function: hexosyltransferase activity.